AUUGAGAUCCCAGAAACACCUGCAGUUUGAGUGACUUUUCUACACAGUCCACUGUUUUCGUUGUUCACAGAUCACCAGACACCAUACCCUUGUACCACGAGCCUUUCUCGCUUUGAAUUCGAGACGCACUUCGCUUUUGUCGCUAGCGCUUCUGAACCUUGAACUGUCUGCUCCAGCCCGCCGUUUUCUGCGAUUUACUGCAAAACAGUGCUUGAGGACCGACAAAAGACUCGCCGAUUCGCACAACUGCCUCGCCGGAUUGGCCCUCUACGAUCUUCACCAAUCCUCCCUCACACACUGGGUAAACGGCAUACUCGGUGGCUAAGCCUGCUUGUCCCAACGACCACAAACACUUUCCGCGCUCAUGGCAACGACCGCAUAAGCCCAACUUACUUGCGAUAGCUGCCGUUGUGGCAAUACUGUCCACGUCCUCAAACCAUGGAGAACAUACAUCCUCAAGUAUGGGCAGUCGCCCACACUCUAGUCGCCCGCAAUGAGACCAACUCGACAUCGACAGCAACCACCGAGAGCCGGCCAGGAAGUUACAAAGCAAUCGGUCUCAGUUUGGCUGUCGCCUCUGGUCUGUUCAUUGGUACAUCAUUUGUGCUGAAAAAGACGGGCCUUCUCAAGGCAAACGCGAAAUACAACGAAGAAGCGGGCGAGGGAUAUGGUUAUCUCAAGAACUGGUAUUGGUGGACAGGGAUGACCUUGAUGAUUGUGGGCGAAAUCUGCAACUUUGUCGCCUACGCUUUCGUCGAUGCCAUAUUGGUCACGCCCCUGGGUGCCUUGAGUGUGGUGGUGACGACUAUCCUGUCUGCCAUCUUCCUCAAGGAGCGACUCAGUUUCGUCGGAAAAGUUGGCUGUUUCAAUUGCAUCAUUGGCAGUGUGGUUAUCGUCCUGAAUGCGCCUGAGCAAAGUGCUGUUGCUGACAUUCAAGAGAUGCAACACUUUGUCAUUUCGCCUGGCUUCCUCAGCUACGCUGGGGUCAUCAUUUUGGGCUGUACUUUCGUGGCUCUGUGGGUGGCGCCACGUUACGGUAAAAAGAGCAUGCUGGUCUACCUGAGUAUCUGCAGUAUGAUCGGUGGCCUCAGUGUGGUCGCGACUCAGGGCCUGGGAAGUGCAAUCAUCGCACAAGCGAAUGGAGAACCGCAGUUCAACAAGUGGUUUCUAUACGUCCUUUUGGUCUUUGUCAUUACGACACUGGUGACUGAGAUAGUCUAUCUCAACAAAGCUCUAAACAUCUUCAAUGCCGCCUUAGUCACACCAACCUACUAUGUGUUCUUCACUAGCGCCACCAUUAUCACUUCCGCCAUCCUAUUCCGAGGCUUCAAGGGAACCGUGGCCUCGAUUAUAACGGUGGUCAUGGGCUUUUUCCAGAUUUGUGCCGGAGUCGUGCUCCUGCAAAUGUCAAAGUCGGCCAAGGAUGUUCCAGAUGCAGCAGUUUUCAAAGGCGAUCUCGACCAAGUCAGAGAAAUAGCAGAGGUCGAACAGCCAGAAUCCGAGCCAAAGGCCGAUGCCAUCCGUGGUACCGCCGCUUUGAUCAGGAGAAUGUCAACCGCCCGACGGAAGUGGGAGCAAGAAGAAGCAAGGCGACUACAUGAAGACAAAAUGAAAGACCACCUGGAGCCGGUGCGCGAGAACGAAAUCGUAGAGUGGGAUGGCCUUCGGCGCCGAAAGACAGUUAUCGGCGAGCCCGGCGCGGCACCAGCUGUUCGAAGGAAGACUGUGCAUCCUCCAUUAGGGAUGUCUCAAUUCCCUGAACCGAACGACGAGGAUGAUCCUGAGCCAGGGCCUGGCUUCUUUGAACAUUUACGCAGUCGUGCUCAGACUGUCAUUCACAGUGCGACACCGCACCAAUCGAACCCGAUGCCUGAAGGUGGUCUGAACAGUCCCUUGCACCCCGUCGCUCUUACGGACAUCAAGUUUCCGCCUUCACAGAUAGACUCGCCUAUCGUCCCUUACGGCCCGGGUAGCCUCGAAGACGCUCAGGAACGGAUAUAUGGCCUCCCUCGUGGUGAACUUCGACACCAAGAUACCAGGGCUGGAGUCGUUCAGCCUUCACCUCGGUCCAAGCCGCUACCAGCGAAACCAACCCCGUCACCGGGCCUGAACCCUCCCCAGGAAGCAAGGCGACAGUUCUCUUUUACCAAUUUCCUUCGCCCGGGAUCUCGUACACCGAGCAACGACCAAGCAAACCCUCGUCCACCUCUCCGGCCACGAACCAGUAGCACCAGCCACGAGCAAAAGCGAGCCAUCAAAAAUGCUACCGAGGAGGAAAGACUGGGCCUGGUUAAGGGUGAUUCUCACGUUGCUUUGCUUCAACCCGAAAUGUCCCACUCUCCCGAACGUCCACACCAGCCCAUCUCUCAUUCCCACUCCCAGUCCACUUCCGUCAGUAGUGUGGAUGAUCACUAUCACUAUCAAUACCCUUCUCCUUCUCUACGUUCUCUGUCAGAUUCUGACGAGGAUGACGGAUGGCAGAUGACGAACUCUACGAGCGCACCGAUCGGCAAACCAAUGUCGAACCUACCAAAUCCCGUUCCGGCACUCAAGACUCCAAGCACUCGGCGGAGACCAAGUCCACCGAGGACCUAUCAGCCUCAAUCAGUCACGAAGAACACGCGAAGCAAUCCCAUGGAACACCCACUUCCGGGUAUGGUGGUGGGCGGCGGACCGGGACAGGGCAGAGUCGUGCCAGCAGCGUCAGACCGUUCCCAGAGUUCAUUGACGAGCCCUUACCAGACCGGGACACAGACUCAAGGUCCUGGUUACCAGCCGAGAGAUUUCGCGCAUCACCAAGGUCGAGCUUUAGAGGAGGAUCUGAGACGGCGCGAAAGCCCGGUUGAUACCACGGCGCCUGAGCGGACACGGGGUGACAGUCCUGACGACUACGAUUCCAGCCGGAAACGAUUUGAAGAACAAAGUAAACGGGAACGAGAGGAACGUAGGCUAAGAGCGACAGGAUUGCGUCAAAGCUGGAAGCCGCCCACCCCUUGAUCGAAACAGCUUUGUCUAAAGGCCUCUGGCCUACGAUUGUAAAUUAUACAUGUUGUUUAGCAUCCAUGAACCCAUCCAUGACCAAUAGAGAGAAAUGAUCAAAGAACUACUC
Molecule: messenger RNA, 3109 nt
Organism: Exophiala xenobiotica
Lineage: Eukaryota; Fungi; Ascomycota; Eurotiomycetes; Chaetothyriales; Herpotrichiellaceae
Exons: 2
Coding region: 439-2997 (852 amino acids)
Biological process (GO): magnesium ion transport
Cellular component (GO): membrane
Molecular function (GO): magnesium ion transmembrane transporter activity
Source: RefSeq, a predicted model, not a curated record